Molecule: messenger RNA, 1203 nt
Organism: Lotus japonicus
Lineage: Eukaryota; Viridiplantae; Streptophyta; Magnoliopsida; Fabales; Fabaceae
Product: eukaryotic translation initiation factor 2 subunit beta-like
Exons: 10
Coding region: 133-939 (268 amino acids)
Biological process (GO): translational initiation; formation of cytoplasmic translation initiation complex; formation of translation preinitiation complex
Cellular component (GO): eukaryotic translation initiation factor 2 complex
Molecular function (GO): translation initiation factor activity; mRNA binding; translation initiation factor binding
Source: RefSeq, a predicted model, not a curated record
CAAACCCACACACUCUUCACACACAGGCCACCACCCUCUUCGUCUCAAAACAUUCGAUUCUCUUUGCUCUCACUUCUAGGGUUUUCUCUGCGCAAUCUCUGGUUUUUGCAGCUUCCGUUUCAUUCAGCAAUCAUGGAAGACGAGUCACAAAAUGAUAUGAAGGAGGAGGUUGCAGAAUUUGCACCACUUGAUAUGACUAAGAAGAAGAAGAAGAAGAAAAUUACAAUUGUAGAUCCUGCUGAUGACUCAGUGGACAAAUUGGCGGAGAAGACAGAAAACCUGUCAGUUUCUGAUGGGGUUGAGACUGCAUUUGCUGGUUUGAAAAAAAAGAAAAAGAAGGCUGUUGAUAUCGGUAACCUAAAUGAAGAGAGUGGAGAAGCAAUUGAAGAUUUGGAUGAUCAAGCUGAAGAUGAUGAAGGAGAAGCAGCUGCUUUGCAUGUUCGAUAUCCUUGGGAAGGGAGCGAACGUGAUUAUCAAUAUGAGGAGCUUCUUGGCAGGGUCUUUAACAUUCUACGGGAAAACAAUCCAGAACUUGCUGGAGAUCGGCGGAGAACAGUUAUGAGGCCUCCUCAAGUUCUUCGUGAGGGCACAAAGAAGACUGUGUUUGUGAAUUUUAUGGAUCUAUGCAAAACGAUGCAUCGGCAGCCAGACCAUGUCAUGGCUUUCUUGCUUGCUGAAAUGGGUACAAGUGGAUCGCUAGAUGGACAGCAGAGAUUGGUAGUAAAGGGAAGAUUUGCACCCAAGAACUUCGAAGGAAUUCUUCGACGAUAUAUCAAUGAAUAUGUCAUUUGUCUGGGAUGCAAGAGUCCGGACACUAUACUUUCAAAGGAGAACCGUCUAUUCUUUCUUCGUUGUGAGAAGUGUGGAUCAGGAAGAUCAGUUGCUCCAAUUAAGGCUGGUUUUGUUGCUCGUGUUGGCCGUAGGAACGCCGGGACAUGAUUUGGUCACACUUUUUGUCUUUGUUGAAACUGACUGGGGAAAUGAACCUCUUAUUGAUUUUUUUCACAUUUAUGAUGUAACCCUUGCUCUCCAAUUUUGAGUUUGUUUCAGUUAUAGUAUUUCUAAGGGUCAUCAUUGGUAUCUCUAUCCCCUCUCCCCACCCGCUCCCUUUUUUAGGUGCAAGUGUAAUUCUUUUAAUGAAAAUGAUAGUUUGCUCAUACUCUUGGAAAUACUUAGGCCAUUUAAGAAAUAAUUGUCCUGGAA